GCAUUGAAUGGGGGAGGGAUGGCUGCUGUGCAACAGGAACUGUGCAGUCGUACGCACACAGGGAUCCAAGGAAAGGAAGCCCUCUUUGGAAAGGGAUCUAAAGCCACAGCGUGGAAGAGAGCUGAAGAAAAACACUCCACAAACGCAACACGAUGGCAGACAAAAUCAAGGAUGCUAAGAUCAUCUUUGUUGUGGGCGGGCCUGGCUCUGGAAAGGGCACCCAGUGUGAGAAGAUAGUUGCAAAGUAUGGCUACACUCACUUGUCUUCUGGAGAUCUGCUGCGUGCUGAGGUGGCCUCUGGCUCUGACAGGGGCAAGCAACUCCAGGCUAUCAUGCAGAAAGGGGAGCUUGUACCCCUGGACACAGUCUUGGACAUGAUUAAGGAUGCCAUGAUCGCCAAGGCUGACGUCUCCAAGGGCUUUCUCAUUGAUGGCUAUCCUCGUGAGGUCAAACAGGGAGAGGAGUUUGAGAAGAAGAUUGGCAAACCCUGCUUGCUGCUGUAUGUCGACGCAAAAGCAGAAACCAUGGUCAAGAGGCUCUUGAAGCGUGGGGAGACCAGUGGCCGCUCCGACGACAAUGAAGAGACCAUCAAGAAACGCCUGGACUUGUAUUACAAAGCAACGGAGCCAGUCAUUGCUUUCUAUGAGAGCCGUGGCAUUGUGAAGAAGGUGGACUCUGAGCUGGCGGUGGAUGACGUCUUUGCCCAGGUUUCCAAGGCUAUUGAUGCACUGUAGUAAAGCAACAUAACUGGA
Girardinichthys multiradiatus is the source of this 752-nucleotide messenger RNA. RefSeq names its product adenylate kinase 1 (gene ak1). Gene Ontology annotation, cellular component: cytoplasm; cytosol. The transcript is spliced from 7 exons. Lineage: Eukaryota; Metazoa; Chordata; Actinopteri; Cyprinodontiformes; Goodeidae. Gene Ontology annotation, molecular function: nucleoside diphosphate kinase activity; AMP kinase activity; ATP binding. The coding region runs from base 153 to 734 and encodes 193 amino acids. The record is from RefSeq and is a predicted model, not a curated record. Gene Ontology annotation, biological process: nucleoside triphosphate biosynthetic process; ATP metabolic process.